Vitis riparia (riverbank grape) is the source of this 1756-nucleotide messenger RNA. RefSeq names its product DNA-directed RNA polymerases I and III subunit RPAC1-like. Gene Ontology annotation, molecular function: protein dimerization activity; DNA binding. Gene Ontology annotation, cellular component: RNA polymerase I complex; RNA polymerase III complex. NCBI's taxonomy places the organism in Eukaryota, Viridiplantae, Streptophyta, Magnoliopsida, Vitales, Vitaceae. The record is from RefSeq and is a predicted model, not a curated record. The transcript has 9 exons. Bases 199 to 1317 code for a protein of 372 amino acids. Gene Ontology annotation, biological process: DNA-templated transcription.
CCUACAAUAAAGUCUAAAACCCUUUUAUCUCCAUCUCUCUGUUCUAACUCCAAAACCCUAACCCUGAACCACAUUAGUUGAUCAAUCUAGAGCUUUUUAAACCCUACCAUAAAAUCCAAAACCCUUUCAUCUCCCUCUCGGAUUCAGACUCCAAAAAUCCUAAUCCUGACCACAUCGACUGAUCCAUCAAGAGAAGCCAUGCAUAGGAGUCCAGCGCUAGACAUGCCUGAUGUCCCAAAAGGGCAGCUUCCUCCACACAUCGAGCUCCAGAGAACUCGCGUUCUCUGCAAUUUCGAUGCUCCUACUCAUACAGAGAAUGUUCAAUAUUCUGGUGCUUAUUCAUCCAUGGGAGUUGAUAAUAGUUUGCGGAUGGAUCAAUUCUGCAAUAAUUUUAGAGUUGAAGUGAUUCGGCUUUCAGAGGAUGACAUGGAGUUUGAUAUGAUUGGUAUUGAUCCUUCGAUUGCUAAUGCAUUUCGUAGGAUCCUCAUUGCAGAGCUUCCCACAAUGGCUAUUGAAAAGGUUCUCAUUGCAAAUAAUACAUCAAUUGUCCAAGAUGAAGUGCUUGCCCACAGAUUGGGUCUCAUUCCAAUCGAUGCUGACCCAAGGCUGUUUGAUUAUUUGUCAGAAAAUGAUACUCCUAAUGAAAAGAACACCAUUGUUUUUAACCUUCACGUUCGUUGUGAGCGAGGCGGGCCCCGACUUACAGUAAAAUCAAAUGAAUUAAAGUGGUUGCCACAUGGUAGUGAGUUUCCAUUGGCUACAGAAAAUACAACUUCAAGUUCAACCUCAAAACCAAAAACCUAUACCUCAUUUAGCUGCAGCCAGGAUUCCUUGCCAGAAUUUUCUGACAAAUCCAUCGGUCCUAAGCAUCCAGACAUUAUUAUUGCUAAACUUGGCCCUGGCCAGGAAAUUGAACUUGAAGCACAUGCGGUUAAAGGGAUGGGUAAAACUCAUGCGAAGUGGUCGCCAGUGGCCACUGCUUGGUAUAGGAUGCUUCCUGAGGUUGUGUUGUUACAAGAAAUUGAAGAUGAGAAGGCAGAAGAACUUGUCAAGAAAUGUCCAGUUAAUGUAUUUGAUAUUGAAGAUAUUGCCAAAGGUAAAAAAAAGGCCACUGUAGCCCGACCACGAGCUUGUACACUAUGUAGAGAAUGCAUUAGAGGGGAUGAUUGGGAUAAGCAUGUGGCGAUACGACGUGUCAAGAAUCACUUCAUAUUUACCAUUGAAUCAACUGGGGCAUUACCUCCUGAAGUACUAUUUAAUGAAGCUGUGAAGGUCUUGGAAGACAAAUGCGAACGAGUGAUUACUGAGCUCUCAUAAAACUUUGCUCUUGGGAUGCCUAGAAGAGAUUGAUUGAUGUGGAAAAGAAAAACAGAAAGGAAAAGGUUUGUGCUCUGCUUCAAAUCAGAAUAUUGGGAAAAAUCAGCUUCACGAUUGUCGGGAUAAGGUCAUCAUUAAUUCAGCAAAAAGGAAAAGGACGAAAGGAACCUAAUUAUUAUUUAGAGUUGCCAGGAAAUCGUGUUUUGCAUGAGAAGUUCCUGGUGUACUUUUAACUUGUCUUGGUCCUGAUUGGAAGCCCCAAGUUAUUUUUUUCUUGUGCAAGAUGUAAAACAGCUUAUUUAUUGUCUGCAUAUGGCUCACAUAUUUUCUGUGCAAGAUGAGAUAUUAUGGAGUAUGACAGUCUCCAUGUUUUGUUAUGUUUCAAUUAUAGAUAAUGUAUUAGUGCCUGGUGUUCUCUCCAAGUUGCGGAUAUUUUCAA